CUAGCUUCUAGCUGCAAUCGUAUCUCACUGUCCCAAGCAAAAGUUCAGAAGUCCCUCAUCGAUAAGGAGUCCUCAGGAGCAGGGGAAGCUCUCUUAACUAGGCAUUCCCACCAUGUGGCUGUUUUUAACAACAGCCUGUUUGAUUUGUGGAAAUUUAAAUGCUGCUGGAUUCUUCAAUUUGGAAAAAGAAGCGAAUCCUGAAGUGUGGAUGAAUAUUAAUGAAAUCAUCACCUAUAAUGGCUACCCCAGUGAGGAGUAUGAAGUAACCACCCAAGACGGGUACAUACUCAGCGUCAAUCGGAUUCCCCAUGGGCGAAAAGACACUAGGAUCACAGGUGCCCGACCAGUUGUAUAUAUGCAGCAUGCCCUGUUUGCAGACAGUGCCUGCUGGCUUGAGAAUUUUGCCAACGGCAGCCUUGGAUUCCUUCUAGCUGAUGCUGGUUAUGAUGUAUGGAUGGGAAACAGUCGGGGGAACACUUGGUCAAGAAGACACAAAACACUCUCAGUGAAUGAAGAGAAAUUCUGGGCCUUUAGCUUUCAUGAAAUGGCCAAAUAUGAUCUCCCUGGAAUCAUAGACUUCAUUGUCAAUAAGACUGGUCAGCAGAAGUUGUAUUUCGUUGGACAUUCGCUUGGUACUACAAUAGGGUUUGUAUCCUUUGCCACCAUGCCUGAACUGGCACAAAGAAUCAAAAUGAAUUUUGCCUUGGGUCCUGUGGUUUCCUUCAAAUAUCCCACGGGCAUUUUUACCAGAUUUUUCCAACUUCCAAGUUCUGCAAUCAAGAAGUUGUUUGGUACCAAAGGUUUCUUUUUAGAAGAAAGUAUAGGGAAGUCACCUUCUAUCAAAAUCUGCAACAAUAAAAUAUUAUGGGUGAUAUGUAGUGAAUUUAUGUCCUUAUGGGCGGGAUUCAACAAGAAAAACAUGAAUAUGAGCCGAAUGGAUGUGUAUAUGUCCCAUGCUCCCACUGGAUCAUCAAUACAGAACAUCCUGCAUAUAAAACAGCUUUACCAUUCUGAUGAAUUCAGAGCUUAUGACUGGGGAAGUGAAGCUGAAAACAUGCAUCACUACAAUCAGAGUCGUCCUCCACUAUAUGAUCUGACUGCCAUGAAAGUUCCUACUGCUAUUUGGGCUGGUGGAAAUGAUAUUCUUAUCACACCCCGAGAUGUGGCCAGGAUACUCCCCCAAAUCAAGAAUCUCCGUUACUUCAAACUAUUGCCAGAUUGGAACCACUUUGAUUUCAUCUGGGGCCUCGAUGCUGCUCAACGAGUAUACAGCAAAAUCAUAGAUUUGAUGAAGUCAUAUCCCUAACUGCAAUAUACCUACUUUUCAGUUAGGAGUUGCUUCCAAGCCCAUAAGAGGCUUUGGGGAAAUACUAAUCUACUUAAGUAGCAGUGAGAUGUACACUGGCAUCCUUCACCUUGUUACUUUUUCUGAUGUGUUCUCUUAUCACGUCAUCCCAGCUAGUAAUUAUUCCAACUGUGCUGUUCUCUCUCAAACAAAUGUCCACACCUGAACUCUCAGGAUCUCUUCCUUGCCAAGUCCCUGCUUUUCAUCUAAGAAGCCCUGGUAAACUCUUCUCUGCUAACUGUACAUUUCAGGGAAGAAUUAAAAGAGGCCUUUGUCUUUCUUAUUUCAAAUACAUAUAGUGGCUUCAUGCAAAUAAUACCCACUCCCCAACCCCUCUUUUCAAAGGAUUGAAUGUAAGCAUAGGAGUGCUGGCCUAGAAAAAUCUUGUUGGGGGUCAUUUGGGAAAAUAUUUCAGGUGACUGUAAUCUUGUGGCUUUCUCGAAAUCACAGUUAGAGCAAUAGUCAAAUAGUCAUCUAUAAACAAGCCAUGAACUAAGCCUGAUCCACAUCAAGCUUGAAAAGAAUAGCAGAAUGGAAAACUAACCAAAUUAAAGUAUCCAGGAGUUUUACAGUUACAAGCUGGGGGAUGGGGGGCAGACAAGAUGGAGGAUGAUUAGGAUAAACUGAAUUUCUAGUUGUUAAAAUUUUUCACUUAGACUACUGUCUUUAAAACAAGGUCAAAUUGAAUAAAGCUUUUUGAAAAUAGUGUACUAAAACUCAUAGACAGUAGUCUUUAGUGAUAGCAUUUGAAAGCUCAUUCUUUCUUGUUUUGCUCUAAAGAUAAACUAAACUGAUCAGCCAUUAUGUCUUCAUUAUCAAAGUAGAAAUUAUACUACUGCAUUCACACCCUUUAACAUUUAAAGCAGUUUUCUGAAAGGCUAACAGAGGACCAGCAAGAGAGGCACUAGGAAUUCUAGAGUCUUGCUUUAUCUCAGUCUCUAACUGAUGCCAGACACUGAGUCUAGGACUCAGUACAGAGUUCCAAAAGUAGUAUGAAGUUUUAGUGUCAGUUCUAUACUCCUGAAUGAAUUCCAGGUGUGAACCUGGAAAAGCCCUUUCCUUCCAUGAAGAUAUAAUUAAUGGAAAACUGUCUAUGAGCCUCAAGGAAUCAUAAAUUUAAUAAAUAAUGCAUAACACAAACUUUCAUCAGUUUAACUUAAAACAGAUAAGUGUGAUAGUUCACAAA
Messenger RNA from Odocoileus virginianus texanus, 2531 nucleotides. It is a transcript of the gene LIPN, whose product is annotated as lipase family member N. Gene Ontology annotation, molecular function: hydrolase activity, acting on ester bonds. Gene Ontology annotation, cellular component: intracellular membrane-bounded organelle. Gene Ontology annotation, biological process: lipid metabolic process. NCBI's taxonomy places the organism in Eukaryota, Metazoa, Chordata, Mammalia, Artiodactyla, Cervidae. The record is from RefSeq and is a predicted model, not a curated record.